AUGCUUUCAUCAAAAAAAUAACAAGAGAAGGAACCAAUUUUUAAAGGAUAUUAUAAAGACAAUAAUGAUGAAGAAAAAAAUGAUAAGUUAAAAAGAAAAGCAACCUUGAUUAUGAAUGUCUCAGGUAUUUCCAAUUUAUAAAGAGAGAUACUAAGUAUGAUGUUGUUAAAUUUGUUGGAAAGAAAAUAUUUAAAUGGGGAUUAUAAUAUGAAAUGAAUGGAAAUUAAUGGGAUAUAUUUUGGACCGAUGCUGCUGUUUAAUCAGAAACAUUGGGAAAAAUGCAGCGUUUAAUUUACAAUAUAUCAUGAUAGAUCAUCAAAAAAUUAAUCAUUUUCCAGGCAUGUUCUCUCUAUCUCGUAAAAAUCAUUUAGGAAGAAAUCUUAUGAAAAUGAGAAAACAAUUUCCUUCAGAUUAUUAAUUUUUUCCUUAAACUUGGUUAUUACCAACUGAAUAUGGAGAUUUCAGAAAUUAAUUUAUAAAAGGAAAAGUUAAGACCUUUAUUGUUAAACCAGAAGCUAGUUGUUAAGGAAGAGGAAUCUUUCUAACAAGAAAUAUUAAUGAUAUUAAUCCAAAUGAUCAUUAUGUAGCAUAAAGAUAUUUACAUCGUCCAUUUUUAAUAGAUGGAUUAAAAUUUGAUUUAAGAGUAUAUGUUUUAUUAGCAGGUACAGAACCUAUGAGAAUAUAUGUUUAUUAAGAUGGUUUAGUUAGAUUUGCUACUGAACCAUAUGUAGCACCUACUUCUAAUAAUCUUGAAGAUGUUUGUAUGCAUUUGACUAAUUAUGCUAUAAAUAAAGAAAAUCCUAAUUUUAUAUUCAAUAAUGAUAUAUCAAAAAUGGAUGUUGGACAUAAAAGAUCAAUUAAAUCUGUUUUUGGUAAAUUAGAAUAAGAAGGAUACAAUAUCCAAAAAUUAUGGUAAGAUAUGUACAAAUUAUUUAUUAAAACAUUUUGCACAGUUCAACCUAUUUUAAAUCAUCAUUACAAAUCAUGUUAACCAGAUAAUUAUGCAAACAAUAUGUGCUUUGAAAUAUUAGGUUUUGAUAUUUUUCUAAAUCAUAAACUCUAGCCAUAUUUAUUGGAGGUUAAUCACACACCCAGUUUUUCAACUGAUACCCCUUUAGAUUCUCUUAUUAAAAAAAAUCUUAUUAGGGACUCUCUUAUUUUGAUGAAUGUCAGUUUUAAAGCAAAAGAAUAAAUUAUAUCCUCCAGAAAAGAAUAAUUACAAUUAAGAUUCUAAACAGGCAAAAAACAGAAACUUACUUUAGAAGAAAAAUAGACUUUAAUUGAAAAAUAUUAAAAACUUAGGGACGAGUAUGAAAAUAAAAAUCUAGGUGAUUAUAUUAAAAUAUAUCCACUAUAAGAUUCUGGAGAAUAUAUUCGUUUUAUAGAAUUUGCAUCUUAAUUAUAAGAUAAUUGGACUGGAACAAGUAAAUAUAAAACUAAUUUUAUUUAAGAUAUCAGAAAGAACUAAAAAAAAGAAAUCAAUGAAACAUUUAAUAAAAAUAUCAGAUAUAGUGUGAAUUCAUCACUAACACCAUCAAUUCUUCCAAAAAUAAAGGAUCGAUAAAUCAAUUUAUCUGAAUACUAAAAUGAUGAAUCAGAGAUUAAAAAUAUAUCAAAAUAAGUUGCCAUUUAAAAUUAAAUAAAAAAAUAGGUAUUGUUAUAAUAUAUAUUUUUUAGUAAUAAUUAAAUAUGAAAGUAGUUUAAUAAAUAUCAUAAUCAUUAUAAACUAAGUCAUGUUUACAAUAAAAGCUUUUUGAUUUAGAUAUCUUAAAUAAUUAAAAUCAACCUUGUUCUUCUAAUAAGAAAUUACAAUUAUUUAAAAUUCAAUAAAUGUGA
Molecule: messenger RNA, 1836 nt
Organism: Paramecium pentaurelia
Lineage: Eukaryota; Ciliophora; Oligohymenophorea; Peniculida; Parameciidae
Source: the annotation of a GenBank genome assembly